Molecule: messenger RNA, 1281 nt
Organism: Cajanus cajan (pigeon pea)
Lineage: Eukaryota; Viridiplantae; Streptophyta; Magnoliopsida; Fabales; Fabaceae
Product: sequence-specific DNA binding transcription factor
Source: RefSeq, a predicted model, not a curated record
GGUUAUUUUUUUUAGCAUGGAAUGGGAAGCGGAUAACAAUACGUCGCCGUUUGAACGAGAAAUGGAGCGAGGGUUUCGGGCAUGGUUAGCGCUAAUGGCUAAUGCUACUACAACGCACCUCCUUCUGGUGGAAAAGAACCUUCCUUCGCGGUUUCUCCACUGUCACAAAUCGACGCCAAGAUGGAUGAGAACGACGAUGACGUCAGCCACGACGGCAGCGGUUCGCGGCGCACGCGCUCCCAAGCGGCUCCGGAUUGGAGCGUGACGGAGGCGCUGAUUCUGGUCAACGAGGUCGCCGCGGUGGAGGCCGACUGCUCCGCCGCGCUCUCCUCGUACCAGCAGUGGAACAUCAUCGCCGAGAAUUGCGCCGCGCUCGACGUGCGGCGGAGCCUCGCGCAGUGCCGCCGCAAGUGGCGCGCGCUGCUCUCCGACUACGACGGCGGCCUCCCCGGAUUCGACCGCGAGCUGUUCGAGGCCGUCGGACGCGUCGUGAGGGCGCGUGAGGAGCGGGGCCUGGUUGAUCCCGAGAGCGAUAACGAAGCGGGGAACGAGGCGCGUGAUGCCACCGUUGAAAUCGGGUCCAAAAGAAGAGGGCAACGAAGUAAAUCAAGUCACCAGGUUAAAAAGCCAAAGAAAUGUCUUGAACAAAGUCAUGACGAAUGGCCUGAGGAUGAUCAUUCAGAAGAAGAGUAUUUGAAAGACUUCCUAAAAUCAAGACCCAAGUUGAAAUGCACUGCAGAAAGGCCUCCAAAGCACUUGGUGAUGCAAUCAAAGAGCCAUGGCAAAGUGGAGCUUCAUGAAAACCACCAUAUUGAAAGGCCAAAACCUAUGAACACAGAAAAGAUAACAAUUAGCAGGGAAGAAAAUGAGGAAACAUUGACUCUGAAAUUGCAAGAGUUAGCCGUAGAGAUUGAAGCAAUUGCUACUGAAUCAGCAUCAGAUUAUAAGGGAGGUGGCUCACAGAAUGUAGAGGACUCCCAUACUGACUUUACAAGACGCCAAGGGGACAAGCUCAUAUCAAGCCUGGGAAAUUUCUCCCACACCCUUAAGCACCUAUGUGAUCUUCUCCAAGAGUGUAAAUGAACAUUACAAUGUUCUUUUCUUAACUAUUUUUUAGAGUUUAAUUUCUAUGCAACGUCACUGUAACCGUCGAUUAAUCAAAAUUAUGGUAGGUAAGACUUUCAAGUUAUUUAUUGUAAAAGAUAACACAAUACAUGCUUACACUAUGUAUUUUCUAUUUGAUAGUGAAAGAAUGCAGCAAAAGAGAAAGUUGUUGGUUUA